AUGGAAAGCAAAAACUUUGCACAUGUUCAGAAUCUUUCGUCAACAACCAAUCAUUCAUUAGUCAGUAAUACGACAACAACAACUGCUCCAAAAUCUUUUGUUCUUUCACCUACAAUAAACACAACAGUCGAAACGCCAACGCGUCAGACUAUACAGACUUCAUCUCAAUUUGAAUCAACACCAGUUAAUUCCGAUAAUAAUAAUAUUAAUAAAGAAUCAAAUAUUCUUUUUAAUCAUCCCACAUUUACUAUCAAAGAAGAACAAUCGGACAAUAAUAGUUAUUUAGAGCCGGAAUAUAGUAUAAUAACAAAUCAAUUACCAAUAAAACAAUCGAAAAUAAGUAAUACUAUUCAAGGAACAGAAAGUAACACAAGAGGUCAUCUUAAUUCACGUGAAUCAAUACACGGUCUAGCAACUAAUUCAAUGUCAAUGGCUAAUAUUGAUGGUCAUCGUAUAUCAACUUUAAAUCAAACACAUAUAACAGACAAUGGUGGAUCCUAUUUUGUUUCAGGUUUACCAAGUGAUAUAGCAUCUAAUUAUAAAUUAGCACGAUCUUCCAAUUCUGAUCUUCCAUCUCCAUCAACCUCAUCAAAUUCUUCAAAUCCUUCAUCAUCAAAUCAUCAUCAUCAUCAACAUCAUCAAGGAAAACGACAUGAUGAUGGUGGUGCUGAUCCAACUCGAAAACGAGCAGUACGUUUACAAAAAAAUCGUGAUGCAGCACGUGAAUGUCGUCGUAAGAAAAAAGAAUAUAUAAAAUGUCUUGAAGAACGUGUAACUGGACUUGAAACUCAAAAUAAAGCUUUAAUCGAAGAAUUACGACAAUUAAAAGAAUUAUAUUGUCAACGAGAAGAAACUAAUAAUAAUAAAAUAUCAACCAGUACACGUUAA
Molecule: messenger RNA, 888 nt
Organism: Adineta steineri
Lineage: Eukaryota; Metazoa; Rotifera; Eurotatoria; Adinetida; Adinetidae
Source: the annotation of a GenBank genome assembly